CCUUCAUCUUCUUUUUCAAAACCAAAAGCUUUCCCUCCCCUACUCUCCCUUGGCUUAAGCUCAGCAAAAAAAAGUUUCAACCGUUCAAAUUUCGGCUACAUAAUCAACUUUUAUUCAGGUCAAGUUCCAUGGUUGCUGCUUCUUGCUUUUCACCAUUCAGGUUACCUGAACCCCUUUGGCUGCUUCUGCUUGUGUCCCUUAGGGGAAAGCUCUUGCUUCUUGAUAACCAAAUUUGCCCAGUUUAGUAUAUUCGGAAGUGGUAGUGUUAUGAAUUAGUACUUCCAAGUUUUAAACGAGGAAUCCCUCUCUAUUUCCUGUAAUAAUAUCCUGCUCUCAGAAGUUAGAAUAAAAAAAAAAAAUGGAGCAGAGAUGGAACUGGGAGCAGGGGAUACUAAUCAGUGAGCUGAUUCGAGGAAUGGAGUUAGCAAAACAGUUAAGGAUGCAUUUGGAUACAGCUUCUUCUGUUGAAUCCAGGGAUUUGUUAGUACAGAAGAUUUUGUCUUCAUAUGAGAAAGCUCUUCUGAUUUUGAACUUGAGUGGGCCAAUGGGACAGACACAACAGAAUGUGGGAGAGACAUCUGGUGUGCCAGAGUCUCCUCUAUCCAUCAACGGCAGCCCUCGGAGUGACGAUUUAGAUAACAAGGAUAACCAGGAUAUCAGAGAUGUCUCAAAGAAGAGAAGGAUGUUGCCUAGAUGGACGGAUCAGGUGAGAGUUGGUUCUGAAAACCUGCUCGAGGGACCUCAUGAUGAUGGCUAUAGCUGGCGAAAAUAUGGGCAAAAAGAUAUCCUCGGAGCCAAAUAUCCUAGAAGCUAUUACAGAUGCACCUACCGUAAAACUCAGAACUGCUGGGCUACAAAGCAAGUCCAGAGAUCAGAUGAAGAUCCCACCAUCUUUGAGGUCACUUACAGAGGAACUCACACAUGUGCCCAUGGCAACCAGGCAGUUCCACCACCAGCUUCACCAGAAAAACAGGAACAUAAACCAAACAACCUUAAUAAUAACAAUAACCAACAAUGGCAAUCACAGGAUAUCCUCUUAAAUAUUCGAAAAGGCAUAAGGGUCAAUACCGAGGGCUUAGACAAUAAAGAGAUGGCACCGUCCUUUUCUUUUCCUUCAACAUCAUUUGGGUGCCUUAAGAGUGAAAGCCAUGGUUUUUUACCUUCAGGAGUAGUUGAUAAUAACAACAUCUCAGGCAGCUUUUCUUCGCCUUUCAUGUCUCCUGCUACACCUAAAGUAAACUUUUCUGUUUCUCAUUCUCAGAUGAACAACUCUGGAGGGAUUCUUAAUACACAACAUUCUGAAUCUGAUCUCAUGGAGUUGAUUUCAGUCAAAACUUCAGCUACCAAUUCUUCAAUUAUGGACUUUGAUUUCUCACUUGAUCAAGUGGAGUUGGAUCCAAAUUUCCCAUUCAACACUCCGGAAUUUUUCCCCUAAUUCUUUUUCACAAUCGAAAUAAGCCAGAUGUAGAAUUCAGGUUCCACUGACCAGAUUAGCUGGUUGUAUCUGUUCAUCCUAGCUGGUUGUUAACGCCUAGAGCUACUGUAGAAUACAUAAGUAUGUUUCAAUAUGAUGUUGGUUGUGAGAAUUUUCUUGGAUAACAAGUUUCGACAUUUGUUCUAAUCGGAGUUGCAAUAAUAUUGGUGCCCAGAUUUUUACCCAAAA
Messenger RNA from Durio zibethinus, 1663 nucleotides. Its product is annotated as putative WRKY transcription factor 53. Lineage: Eukaryota; Viridiplantae; Streptophyta; Magnoliopsida; Malvales; Malvaceae. Gene Ontology annotation, biological process: regulation of DNA-templated transcription. Gene Ontology annotation, molecular function: transcription cis-regulatory region binding; DNA-binding transcription factor activity. Gene Ontology annotation, cellular component: nucleus. The record is from RefSeq and is a predicted model, not a curated record.